Molecule: messenger RNA, 352 nt
Organism: Oryzias melastigma (Indian medaka)
Lineage: Eukaryota; Metazoa; Chordata; Actinopteri; Beloniformes; Adrianichthyidae
Product: NEDD8
Exons: 3
Coding region: 198-350 (50 amino acids)
Biological process (GO): protein neddylation; regulation of proteolysis; modification-dependent protein catabolic process
Cellular component (GO): cytoplasm; nucleus
Molecular function (GO): protein tag activity; ubiquitin protein ligase binding
Source: RefSeq, a predicted model, not a curated record
UCAAAAGAAAGCCGGAUAUUUUAAUGAGGUACACAGGAAACAGCCAUUGAAUCUCUGGAACAAGACCGAGAAAAAUCAGGAAAACUGCGAAUUAAUGAUUAUUUUUCAGUUUGUUGGCGGUGAUAUAAGUUAUCUAGCUAACAAAAAUCAUUAUUAAUUCCAGCUAAGGAUUUUUCCCCAGACACAAAUAAACAAAUAUGCUGAUUAAAGUAAAGACGCUCACUGGCAAGGAGAUAGAGAUCGACAUAGAGCCAACAGAUAAGGUGGAGCGAAUUAAGGAAAGAGUGGAGGAGAAAGAGGGGAUCCCUCCUCAACAACAGAGGUUAAUCUACAGUGGAAAACAGAUGUAAGA